CUGACGACAGGCAGGGAGAUGGAUCGUGGCGUCAGCCUGGAGAACCCCUAUGCCAGCGUCAACAUCCCGCGGGACCAGUUCCAGCAGAGCUUCAUCACUCGCUACCUGAAGGAUGAACCCACCGUCAUCACCAACCCUGCAGCUGUGCCCACCUACAGCGUGAAGGAGCAGGCGGACCACACCGGCAGCGGAAACAGCCCAACCAUUUCCACGGAAAAGUCCUGGUCCCUCCCCUACAACCCCUACGCCAGCCUGAGGAUGCCCAACAGGGAAUCGCGCAAUUCCUUCUACACCAUCACCCUGAACAGGCCACCCAAGGGCCGGGAGCAGGAGGCCGAGGCGGGAUGCGGUUGCUGCAAGUGCUGCUGCUGCUGCAGAAAGUGCUGCUGCGUCAUCUCGUAA
This is a messenger RNA of Tauraco erythrolophus (red-crested turaco), 402 nucleotides long. RefSeq lists its product as uncharacterized. The record is from RefSeq and is a predicted model, not a curated record. NCBI's taxonomy places the organism in Eukaryota, Metazoa, Chordata, Aves, Musophagiformes, Musophagidae.